Molecule: messenger RNA, 2173 nt
Organism: Stereum hirsutum FP-91666 SS1
Lineage: Eukaryota; Fungi; Basidiomycota; Agaricomycetes; Russulales; Stereaceae
Exons: 2
Coding region: 1-2079 (692 amino acids)
Source: RefSeq, a predicted model, not a curated record
AUGGACCGUAUUCUGCCUGAAAUCCUUGAGGCAAUCUUUAUCGCUCUCAAGCGCGCUCCACUGGAGUUGGAGCAGCCCGACACGGAUCCAGAUGGCCCAGAUAGGCCCAAAGCUCGUCCCAAGAAGCUUCAUCCCUACCACUGGCGAGUGGUUCUUCUCGUCUGUCACAAGUGGCACGAUAUCGCGGUCGACUGCUCGGCUCUAUGGAAUGUUGUCCGCCUUCACCUCCUCGAGGACCCCCUUCCCUUCCUCGAGCGCUCCAAAGUCCAGCCUCUCUUCCUGACUGCGAUUGAUGACGACAGCACGUAUACACUGCGACCGGGCAAUAUCAUCACGGAUAGACUCGUCUCUGCCAUGGACCGGGUCAAGAGCGUCGUGCUCGAAGGUGAUGGGACAUACUUGAGCAGUUUUCGCCAACUGCUUCAGCACGAUGCUCCUCUCCUUGCCAACCUACGCAUAAAGUACCAUGUGCGGGACGCUGAACUCCCCAUACCCAACCCUCAAAUGUUUAGACUUCCUUGCACCUUGCUUGGAAAUACUAAGGAACCACAAUUACGCAGUCUCACGCUCGAUCGCUGCGAUUUCCACGUCAAAUGCAUGUCCAUGUUGCGUAACCUCGUCACCCUGUCGUUCACCAAUUGUAUUCUGAGUGCCGCCGACCUCCUCUGCACCUUGCACCAACUCCCUCAGCUCGAGAACCUGCAACUCGAGGACCUAUAUUUAGAGGGCGGGGACGUUAUUGAUGAUGUUGGACGUUACCGCUUCCCCAAGCUCAAGCGUUUCCUUAUCUACGCCCUCAUAGAUGAUAUCCACGAAAUCGCACAGCACGUCGAGUUGCCACCCGACACAGUCAUUUCUGUCCAGUGGCAAUUUCCAGAGCCUGAUUUCAUCGACACAAUCGGCGCGAACCGUGCUUUCAAACAGCUAGCGGAAGCCCGGUCCCCUGGUCGUCCCCUCAAGCAUGCUAUGAUUCGCUGCACAUGGCCAGGGGAGGUGGACAUCUACGACGACGAUCCCGAACCCGACGAAACGUACCUUCGCUACCAAUUCCUCCGCGUAGACGAUGAUCCGGAAUCAGACUCGGACGACACAAACAGUGAUUGGGACGACCUGCCUCCUCCGUUGGAUGUCGUCCUGGACAGUCUCACACAUUUACCCACGAGCACAGUGACCCACCUCACCUUGGACUUCGGAGCGUCGCCCUGCCUAGUCGCUUUCAUACCCCAGAAUGGGGGCCUUUUGGCGGAUCUGGCAGGUGAUCGAGAAGUUACUUUUGAUCCUUGUUCGCGAAUUGUCGAUCUCGUCGACGUCUUCCCGAAUCUCGAAUGGCUCUCCUGCGUAGGUCAGGACGACUUCAUCCGCUUCCUCGGGCACUUGCCACCGAAGGGCAACGAUCCUCUGACGCUCGUGAAGGCAGCAAAGUACGACAAGAGCCCCCCGCCUUGGCCGAAGCUCAAAACUCUGAUAGUCGAGGGUUGGUGCAAUACGGCUGAAGAGAUCAACGUCCUCCUCUAUGCCCUAGCCAACCGAUGCCGGCGGAAAGCUCCCGUUUCGCAUCUCGUUGUUGGCGCCCCUACCCUCACAAAGACGGAGGCUGGCAUGUUCCUUUGGUUCGUCCGUACCAUCGACGUUCAGAAGAUCGUCAAAGCCUGGGUCACCAGAAGAGAUCCCGUUCCGAUAGAGAUGGUAAUGGAGCUCUCCAGGGCGAAAGGAGAGUGGUAUUGGUCCGAGUCCGAGAGGCUCGAAUCUGACUGGGAUUUCGCGAACGACGCCCUCAUGCGAAGUCGUCGUGACUUUUCCGCCCGUACCAUUAUCGAGAUUCUCAAGGGAUGGCCUCCUGGGAGGCUGGUACAACUUGUAGAAGCGGGUAUCAUUUACGGUGUGGAGACGACUCCGAAGCCGAAGUGGAUAGGGGAUGAGUUAUGGAAGUUCGCGUUCAGGAUUGCGGGUGGCGGUCCUGCGGUGAGUGAAUAUAUAGAUACUGUGGUAGGAUUGGAGAAGGUAUCAGAUGAUGGAAAUUGGAAAGGUGAAGAUGACCUUUCGGAUGAUAUCAAAGAGGUCGAAGAGACGCAGCAGUGAGCUGAGAGGUCAUCGUUUGUAGCCCGUAGACGCCUACCUUUGCUUGCUUGCCCAAUCGUCUUGACGGAAGAAAUACAAUGUACAUGCCAAUAAC